UGAAGUCAACGUCGUCGAAUCAGUACAAAUUUAAAUUAACACAUUUCAGAUAGGUACUGAGAAUCCGAUCUUUAAAACGACCCCACUAAUCAUUAUAUAUAGAGGCACAAGAUCUUGAAAAAACCCUCUUGUUCCUACUGAUGAUUGAAGCCUCUGGUUACCCUAUCAAGAUGUGGGGCGUUCUUUCCUGCUUCGUCGGCCCUCUCGUGUGCCUUCUGAUGAUCCGUUCUUCGCGAAAGGCUAUGCCGGUCGUGACCUUCCCGACCCUCCACAGACCGGCCAGCCAUCCAGAACACGCGCGCCGUGCGAGCCCCGGGCGCUCGCCCGAGGGCCGCGGCUGUGCAAAUGUUUGCUGCUGCGGCGGCGCCUGGACCUUCCAAGAGGACAAGCGGUUCGAGAACGCCUUGGCCAUGCUGCCUGGCCGGGUUGACCUCUCCUCGUUACGCGAUUUCGUCGAGGGGAUUGCUCCAGAGUUCCCCGGGAAGUCGGUUGAGCAGGUCGGGAGGCACCUCGAGGCGCUGUGGCACGAUGUGGAAUUGAUAGAUUCAGGUGAAGUCAUGUUCCCGGAGCAAUGGACGAUGGACGAGGACAGCGAGCGCGAAGAAUCGAAAGGCAAAUCGAAAGUUCAACGGAAAAGAGGGAUUGCAUGGACUAAAGAAGAACACGAGCGAUUUCUUGGAGGAUUGGAGAUAUAUGGCAAAGGGGAUUGGAAGAACAUCGCCAGAUACGUCGUGCUAACAAAAAGUCCGACGCAAGUAGCUAGUCAUGCGCAGAAGUACUUCAACCGCAAAGACCGCACAGAGAACCAAAAACUUCGUCGGAGCAUCAAUGACACUCACAGCAUCGGCAACAUCAGAGCUGCGGCUUCCCCAUCCUCGAGUUCGCCAUCUACUCGUUACACAGAUAGAAAGUGACUGCUUAGUUUCGAGUGCCUCGACUUCUGAAAGCAGAUAUCACCGCACAGCUUCUGCUCAAUUGAUUGCGUAAGGCCCAUCGCCGCGAUAUUUGAAUCUUUCGAAAUGUAUCACGUUUGGUUUUUUCUAUACAUUAGGAGAGUCAUUCCUCAAAGACUAGGUCAUGAAGAUCGUAGUCAAGUCUGAGGACCCGGGUGCUGAGUCAUUCCUGUUGUUUUCAUGGGAUACAAUGAAUAAGAAAUCGAUGGCCAUAAUGAAGGCUCGGAGCGGAAGAGAUAUGUACAUGUUUGUACAUGCACAUAUCAGUUAACUUUUACAAACUGAAUGUGUUUUCUGGAUGUGCAUGUGCUUAAGUAAUGCAAGAGGAUGGGUAGAC
Molecule: messenger RNA, 1290 nt
Organism: Syzygium oleosum
Lineage: Eukaryota; Viridiplantae; Streptophyta; Magnoliopsida; Myrtales; Myrtaceae
Product: transcription factor SRM1-like
Exons: 2
Coding region: 141-914 (257 amino acids)
Molecular function (GO): DNA binding
Source: RefSeq, a predicted model, not a curated record